GCCAGGACAACAACUGCGCCCGCCGGCCUCCGCGCCUCCCGCACCCGCUCGGCUCCGGGGGACUGCGCCGCCGCCCCUGCCUCCUCGCCCCCCGCGCCUGCCCGGGCCCUGCGCCCCGGAUGCCCGGCCGGGCCCCUGAGAUGCGCGGGGCGGGCGCGGCGGGGCUGCUGGCGCUGCUGCUGCUGCUGGGCCCGGGCGGCGGGGCCGAGGCGGGGCCGGCGGGCGAGCGGGGCGCCGGCGGGGGCGGGGCGCUGGCCCGCGAGCGCUUCAAGGUGGUCUUCGCGCCCGUCAUCUGCAAGCGGACCUGCCUCAAGGGCCAGUGUCGCGACAGCUGCCAGCAGGGCUCCAACAUGACGCUCAUCGGCGAGAACGGCCACAGCGCGGACACGCUCACCGGCUCCGGCUUCCGCGUGGUGGUGUGCCCUCUGCCCUGCAUGAACGGCGGCCAGUGCUCCUCACGCAACCAGUGCCUGUGUCCCCCGGACUUCACGGGACGCUUCUGCCAGGUGCCCGCCGGAGGAGGGGCUGGCGGGGGCGCCGGGGGUUCGGGCCCGGGGCUGAGCCGGGCCGGCCCGGUGGCCCCCGGUGCACUGCCGCCCCUGGCUGCGGAGGCCGAGUCCGUGGCCAGCAAGCACGCCAUCUACGCGGUGCAGGUGAUCGCGGACCCGCCCGGCCCGGGUGAGGGUCCCCCGGCCCAGCACGCCGCCUUCCUGGUGCCGCUCGGGCCCGGACAGGUCUCAGCGGAAGUGCAGGCCCCGCCCCCCGUGGUGAACGUGCGCGUGCACCACCCGCCCGAGGCCUCCGUGCAGGUGCAUCGCAUUGAGGGCUCCCCGGCCGAGGGCGCGGCCCCCGCCCAGCACCUGCUGCAGCACCCCAAGCCCCCGCAUCCGCGGCCACCCACCCAGAAGCCCCUAGGCCGCUGCUUCCAGGACACGCUGCCUAAGCACCCCUGUGGCAGCAACCCUCUCCCCGGCCUCACCAAGCAGGAGGACUGUUGCGGGAGCAUCGGCACCGCCUGGGGCCAGAGCAAAUGCCACAAGUGUCCCCAGCUGCAGUACACUGGGGUGCAGAAGCCGGGGCCUGUGCGUGGAGAGGUGGGUGCAGAUUGCCCCCAGGGCUACAAGAGACUCAACAACGCCCACUGCCAGGAUAUCAAUGAGUGCGCCAUGCCGGGCCUGUGUCGCCACGGUGACUGCCUCAAUAACCCUGGCUCCUACCGCUGCAUCUGCCCACCAGGCCACAGCCUUGGUCCCUCCCGCACACAGUGCAUUGCGGACAAGCCGGAGGAGAAGAGCCUAUGUUUCCGCCUGGUGAGCUCCGAGCACCAGUGCCAGCACCCACUGAACACACGCCUUACCCGCCAGCUCUGCUGCUGUAGCGUUGGCAAGGCCUGGGGCGCGAGGUGCCAGCGCUGUCCAGCCGACGGCACCGCUGCUUUCAAGGAGAUCUGCCCAGCUGGGAAGGGCUACCACAUCCUCACGUCCCACCAGACGCUCACCAUCCAGGGUGAGAGUGACUUUUCCUUGUUCCUGCACCCGGACGGGCCACCCAAGCCCCAGCAGCUCCCCGACAGCCCCAGCCGGGCACCACCGCCUGAGGACACAGAGGGAGAGAAAGGGGUGAGCACAGACUCGCCCGCCAUGCAGGAGCAGUCAGUGCAGCACAGCCACCCGACCGCCACCACGUCCCCCGCCCGGCCCUACCCCGAGCCCAUUUCCCGGCCCUCACCACCCACCAUGCGUUGGUUCUUGCCGGACCUGCCUCCAUCGCGGAGCGCAGUGGAGAUCGCCCCGACUCAGGUCACAGAGACGGACGAGUGCCGGCUGAACCAGAACAUCUGCGGCCACGGGGAGUGCGUGCCGGGCCCCACGGACUACUCCUGCCACUGCAACCCGGGCUACCGCUCACACCCGCAGCACCGCUACUGCGUGGACGUGAACGAGUGCGAGGCGGAGCCCUGCGGCGCCGGCCGCGGAAUCUGCAUGAACACCGGCGGCUCCUACAACUGCCACUGCAACCGCGGCUACCGCCUGCACGUGGGCGCCGGGGGGCGCUCGUGCGUGGACCUGAACGAGUGCGCCAAGCCCCACCUGUGCGGCGACGGCGGCUUCUGCGUCAACUUCCCGGGACACUACAAGUGCAACUGCUACCCGGGCUACCGGCUCAAGGCGUCCCGGCCGCCCGUGUGCGAAGACAUCGACGAGUGCCGGGACCCAAGCUCCUGUCCCGACGGCAAAUGCGAGAACAGAGCGGGAAGCUUCAAGUGCAUCGCCUGCAAACCGGGCUACCGCAGCCAGGGGGGCGGGGCCUGUCGCGAUGUGAAUGAGUGCGCUGAGGGCAGCCCCUGCUCACCGGGCUGGUGCGAGAACCUGCUGGGCUCCUUCCGCUGCACGUGCGCCCAGGGCUAUGCGCCGGCGCCCGAUGGCCACAGUUGCCAGGAUGUGGAUGAAUGUGAGGCUGGGGACGUCUGUAACAAUGGCCUCUGCACCAACACGCCGGGCUCAUUUCAAUGCCGGUGCCUCUCCGGCUACCAUCUGUCAAGGGACCGUAGCCACUGUGAGGAUAUCUAUGAGUGUGACUUCCCAGCAGCCUGUAUCGGGGGUGACUGCAUCAAUACCAAUGGCUCCUACCGAUGUCUCUGUCCCCAGGGACACCGGCUGGUUGGUGGCAGGAAGUGCCAAGACAUAGACGAGUGCAGCCAGGACCCGAGCCUGUGCCUUCCCCACGGGGCCUGUGAGAACCUGCAGGGCUCCUACGUGUGCGUCUGUGAUGAGGGCUUCACACCCACCCAGGACCAACACGGCUGUGAGGAGCUGGAGCAGCCCCACCACAAGAAGGAGUGUUAUCUGAACUUCGACGACACGGUGUUCUGCGACAGCGUGCUGGCCACCAACGUCACCCAGCAAGAGUGCUGCUGCUCGCUGGGCGCCGGCUGGGGAGACCACUGUGAAAUCUACCCCUGCCCGGUCUACAGCUCAGCUGAGUUCCACAGCCUCUGUCCCGACGGGAAGGGCUACACCCAGGACAACAACGUUGUCAACUACGGUAUCCCGGCCCACCGAGACAUCGACGAGUGCAUCCUGUUCGGGGCGGAGAUCUGCAAGGAGGGCAAGUGCGUGAACACGCAGCCGGGCUACGAGUGCUACUGCAAGCAGGGCUUCUACUAUGACGGGAACUUGCUGGAGUGCGUGGACGUGGACGAGUGCCUGGACGAGUCCAACUGCCGCAACGGAGUGUGUGAGAACACGCGGGGCGGCUACCGCUGCGCCUGCACGCCCCCGGCCGAGUACAGCCCGGCGCAGCGCCAGUGUCUGAGCCCCGAGGAGAUGGACGUGGACGAGUGCCAGGAUCCGGCCGCCUGCCGUCCAGGCCGCUGUGUCAACCUGCCCGGCUCCUACCGAUGCGAAUGUCGCUCGCCCUGGGUGCCCGGGCCCACGGGCCGCGACUGCCAGCUCCCCGAGAGUCCGGCCGAGCGCGCCCCGGAGCGGCGGGACGUGUGCUGGAGCCAGCGCGGGGAGGACGGCAUGUGCGCGGGGCCCCUAGCCGGACCCGCCCUCACCUUCGACGACUGCUGCUGUCGCCAGGGCCGCGGCUGGGGAGCCCAGUGCCGUCCGUGCCCGCCACGGGGCGCCGGCCCCCAGUGCCCGACGUCGCAGAGCGAGAGCAAUUCCUUCUGGGACACGAGCCCCCUGCUGCUGGGGAAGCCCCCGAGAGAGGACGACAGCUCGGAGGAGGACUCGGACGAGUGUCGCUGCGUGAGCGGGCGCUGCGUGCCGCGGCCCGGCGGCGCCGUGUGCGAGUGUCCCAGCGGCUUCCAGCUCGACGCCAGCAGGGGGCGCUGCGUGGACAUAGACGAGUGUCGCGAGCUGAACCAGCGCGGGCUGCUGUGCAAGAGCGAGCGGUGCGUCAACACCAGCGGCUCCUUCCGCUGUGUCUGCAAAGCCGGCUUCGCGCGCAGCCGCCCCCACGGGGCCUGCGUCCCCCAGCGCCGCCGCUGACACGGCCGGACCCGGACCUGAGGCCGCCGCCACUGCACCCGGGCCAGCUCGGCCUCUGGCUUUGGCCCCACCCGGGGCUCGGCCGCCAGGACCGUGUCUGGGUCCAGCAGAGCCCCGGGCCCCCAGCCUCCUCCCCGAGGC
This is a messenger RNA of Erinaceus europaeus (western European hedgehog), 4139 nucleotides long. RefSeq names its product latent transforming growth factor beta binding protein 3 (gene LTBP3). The transcript has 28 exons. The coding region runs from base 120 to 3998 and encodes 1292 amino acids. The record is from RefSeq and is a predicted model, not a curated record. Gene Ontology annotation, molecular function: calcium ion binding. NCBI's taxonomy places the organism in Eukaryota, Metazoa, Chordata, Mammalia, Eulipotyphla, Erinaceidae.